Messenger RNA from Prunus armeniaca (apricot), 1251 nucleotides. The record is from the annotation of a GenBank genome assembly. NCBI's taxonomy places the organism in Eukaryota, Viridiplantae, Streptophyta, Magnoliopsida, Rosales, Rosaceae.
AUGGAGGCUGAGCAAGUUGGGGAGCUUGUGUCUGUGACAUUCACAUGGACGAUUGAAAAAUUCUCUAGGUUGAAAUCCCAGAAGCAUUACUCAGAGGGUUUUUCUGUUGGUGAUUUUCAAUGGCAGAUGGUUGUGUAUCCAAAGGGAAGCAGUGGAAUUCCCGGGAAGCACGAUUUGUCGAUAUAUUUGAAUGUUGCAAAUGCUUCAGCAUUGCCAUCUGGGUGGAGUAGAUAUGCCCAGUUCACCUUGACUGUGGUGAAUCAAGUUGACCGUCAUAAGUCAAUCACAGUAGAAACUAAACAUGUUUUCAGUGAAAGUAAAAGUGAUUGGGGCUUCACAUCAUUCAUGCCUCUAAGUGAGCUUUGUGAUUGUACCAGAGGGUUUCUUGUGAAUGAUAUAUGUGUUCUUGAAGCCGAGGUUGCAGUCAGUCAGGUUGACUAUAAGAUUUCAGAAGUCCAAGAAACUUGGUUUUGUACACCCAUAGUGCCCCAAAAGCAUGAGGAUCAAACGCUAGGACCUUCAAAUGUAGAUUCUGUGCUAGUUACAGAGUCUUCACAACCUCUCAGGGAACCUUGUUCUGAACAGGUGCUUAACUCUUCAAUAGCAUUUACGACACGAAGUUUUGAUCAAUUGCUUGCUUUCCAGGAUUCACCAAGUUCUGAACAAGCUUGCACUGAGCUUAAUGAUAGCCCUGUUGGCCCUUCCAUAAUCAAGGAACAUGAGCAAACGCCCUCCACUCCAGUUGGCAAGCUCAUGGAUUUCAAGGGUUUAGGGCAAAUAGAGAAAGAUUUUGUUCCAUUGCUGGAGGAAGUCUGUUUGUUGCAUCCUUCAUUGAUUGAGUGCCAAAGGAAGAGAAGUCGUAUGUUUACUGAAUGGGCAUUCACAGCUUUGGGUAGACUCUUGUAUUUUCUACAGACUACAAAAGGUAAGGAUAUGGUUGAGGAUGCCUGUAAGCACCUUCAAAUUUUAUGGGAGGAGCUGGAGACCUUCAGAUUUGACUUGUCUUGGUUGGAGCCUCAUGUUCAAUCCGCCUUGGGUAUGAACAAGUUUGUGGAAAGGGCACGACUGGUGAAAGAACAGAGAGACAAUGUGGAUGCUUUGGAGAUUGAAGUCAAGAGGUUAAAAGCAAGGCUAGUUGUUGCAACGCUAGAGUUUCAGGUUGCAAAAACAGACAUGGGAUUGGCAGAAGAAAGCUGUGUUGAAAUAAAUAUGGAUGGUGAGCUUGGUUAUGGGAGGCGUUCCUUAAUUUAG